GCUCAGCCGCAGCACAAGACCUGGUUUGUGAGAUGCCCAAGCCACAGCGAUCCACGGAUGGAGCAAGCAGGUUAGACCUGACCUGGGCCGAAGGCAAAGGUGGUCGCCGAACCAAUCUCGAUUGGGAGAGGCUGAGACAUCGCCUUGGUCUAGGUGGGGAGAUGCCGGAGAUGCGAUGA
This is a messenger RNA of Cladocopium goreaui, 179 nucleotides long. Lineage: Eukaryota; Dinophyceae; Suessiales; Symbiodiniaceae. The record is from the annotation of a GenBank genome assembly.